CGCUCAGGGCACACACGCCCUUUUUCAGGCGAAGAGGGCACCAGACUUCCUGGUUGGAUGGAUCCGAUUUGUUGCCUUCAUUUCCCCGCAGAGCUCCCUGGAUGUUACCGAGUAGGGAAGCUCCGGAGCCGAGCCGAGUUUCAAUAGCGUUUAUUUUUUAUUGAUAUAACAAAUUAAGAAACAAGCAGCAGCGUGAGACAGAGGCGGCUGUGAGGACGGGAGCGGCGGCGCGGACAUCGGAGAGGUUAGCUUGGAGUGAGCUAGCAAACGCCGCGGCGGAGCGGAGUGCAGACCCCGGGUUGGCGUCGUUUCACUCUCCGAAACCUUGAAAGAAGCGAAAAACUACAAGAAAACACGGACGGAAUCAGAAAAACCGAGAGCAUGAGACUGGAGCGACGGGCGCUGUAGGAUGAAGAGCCCGGCGCACCGCAACAGAGACAUCGAGCGGCAAGCCGGCUACCUGAAGCCCGAGCACUGCGCCCCUCCUCCUCCCCGCAGCAGCUCCGGCACCAUGUGGUUUAUUCGCGACAGCUGCGGCAUCGUGUGCGGCAUCAUCACCUGGCUCCUGGUCUUCUACGCGGAGUUUGUGGUGGUGUUCGUCCUGCUGCUGCCAGCCAAAAACGUGGCCUACAGCUUCUUCAACGGGCUGCUCUUCAAUGGCCUCGCCUUCCUCGCUCUCGCUUCUCACGCCAGGGCGAUGUGCACGGACCCGGGAGCCGUGCCCAAAGGAAAUGCAACCAAAGAAUUCAUCGAAAGCCUGCAGCUCAAACCGGGGCAGGUUGUGUACAAGUGUCCAAAGUGCUGCAGCAUCAAGCCUGACAGAGCGCACCACUGCAGUGUGUGUAAACGCUGCAUCAAAAAGAUGGACCACCACUGUCCCUGGGUCAACAACUGUGUCGGAGAGAACAACCAGAAAUACUUUGUGCUCUUUACAAUGUACAUUGCACUAAUUUCCUUACACGCGUUAAUCAUGGCGGCCUUCCACUUUGUUUUCUGCUUUGAUGAAGACUGGGCAAAGUGCAGUAACUUUUCUCCACCAGCUACAGUCAUCCUCCUCAUCCUCCUCUGCUUCGAGGGUCUGCUCUUCCUCAUCUUCACUGCGGUCAUGUUUGGGACUCAGGUUCACUCCAUCUGUAGUGACGAGACGGGCAUCGAACAGCUAAAGAAGGAGGAGAGAAGAUGGGCCAAGAGGUCCAAAUGGAUGAACAUGAAGGUGGUGUUCGGCCACCCCUUCUCGAUAGCCUGGCUCAGCCCGUUUGCGACGCCGGACCACGGCAAGGCCGACGUCUACCAGUACAUCGUGUGAAACCGCCGGUGACCUGGACAUGGACUCAUUUUAAAGCGUCUCUUUGUGUCGUUUCCAUCCUGAAUGGUGGAUAUUUCUUGAAGUUUUAUCUUCUCCGGUGUUCUGUUGUACGCUUUUAGUUUCUGUAAUGUAACUUUCUGUUGUUUUUUUUGUUGUUGUUUCCCUUUUGGUGCUGAAUGAGAUUGAGAUUUGCCGCCACCAUGAAGCAGCACCGGGAACAAAAAUCAAAUGAAAGAUGGGAAGCACUCGGAGCUCUGUUCGUUGCUGCGUGUCGGAUCCUUUCCUCCUUUCUCAGAGUAAAUCAUGUGAACUGAUGACCAGCAUGAUCCGGGUAUCGACUCCUGGAUUCGUCUUCCUGUAAACAAUCCCGCCAUCCUCUUACUUACUUUGCUGUUUCAGUGUCUUUGCGAUAAUCUCCUCCUGAAUGCUGCAGGUGAUUUUUGCCUUAGAACGGUCCUUUAGCAGGCGGCACAUCUGAUAGUUUUGAAGAUAUCUCUAUUUAUUGCCUUAAUGCAACACUGCAGGUUGUCACUGGUUUACAUUAUUUUUGAAGUGAGAAUGUUGCAGCCUUGCUCAGUGGGUGGAUUUGUUCAGGAUUGUGUUUUUAUGCUUAUUUUCCUGCAUAAAAGCCGUAAAGGUAGAACAAAUCAUGCGUGAUGAGAUUCGGAUUGCUUUAUAUGUAAACUAUGGAAGCAACCAUCCUAAAGCUGAAGCAAUAACUCCAGUGAUUGGUUUAAGUUAUUAUCCUUCAUAUUACGGCAUGUUUUAACACGUUAAACACAAAACUUAUGCUUUUUUUUUUAAGCAUAAAAACCUCCAUAUUUAUUGGCAUACCCAGUAAAGAUACAUGUGUAAAAUAAAAUAAUCUUUCUGCUUUAGCUUAAUGUCGAUGUUGGCUUUAGUUUCUGAGAUCCAUUUAACCUGUCAGCAUUGACAGAGUUGUUUUAAAUUUUCUAAUUAUUCCGUUAAUCAUAGAUAUGCUCAAGUUUAGACGAGAUGGAUUCUGUUUGAUCACCAUUUCCUAACUUUUUACACGUCUACCUUAUAAUUAAACUGCAUGUUCUCUUGUGUUUCCCGUUUUUCAGAGAACAGGAAGCAGGAAAUCUUCACUUUACUUUUUUCCAGUUUUAAAGAAGAAAAGUAAACAUCUGGAUUUGUUAGGUUUGUCUAUAACAAUGGCACAAGCAGUAUUAUUUCAAUUACUUACAGGAUUGAAUGGAUAAAUGUACUCAAACUGAAGUUUGAAAUGUAUUUUUUAAUACUUCAACUGUUAAAAAAAUAUUAAAUCUCCUUCCAUACCUUUACAUGGGCUGCCAAUAAAUGUAGAGGCCACAACAGCUCUGGAAAAAGCUGCAAAGUGCUGUGAUUUUAGUAAAUGUAGGUCUGUGUUUUGAGUAAAAUUUAGCAUGCUAUUGCUUGUUUUCGUUUUGCGUAUUGCCUUGCGGAGAACUGCUGUGCUUCAAGUUGUAUUUACCGGCUUUCCGCUCUUCGUCUCCUCGGAAAUUUACAAACAUUUAGAAUAAAAAGCAUCUUCAAAAAAGCUGGAAAUCUCCUGGUGGAGAUCCAAGUUAAACCUGUGCAUGAUGCUUUACAAGAAAAUCCUGUUUGGACGGGUUCAGGCGAAAUGAUGAAUCGGGAUGAAUUAUAAUCCCAACAAGACUGAAAGGAAGACGAGCUGCAUAAAAAUACUCUUAGAUUUCUGACUUGUCCUGCCUCACUGCUUUUUGAAAUGUCUUUCACAGUCAAAACAAGAGAGAUGUAACAUUUUUUGGGCUGAAACUAUAACUCGUCGGUUUCCCAUCAGUGUCACUGAUCCUGUUUGGAAGCAGAUCUCCAGAUUUGUGCAUUAACAUAAUAAAAUGACUAAUGUUUGUAGAAAUUAAAGUUUAAGCUACAUGUUUAAGUUGAAAACCUGUGGAUUGCAGCUUAGAAGAGCAAAAUAGAAAGCAAUAUGAGUUUCCGUAGCAUCUAUAAAAAAAUUUUAAUGAAAUAUUUUGUAGAUUUUCCAGUCUUUGCAGUCGUUAACUUCAGUUUCUCAGCCAGCAGAUGAACCAGCAUCCUUUUAUUAUCUGCUACUUGUAAAUGUUUGGCCUUUUCACCAGCUGUAGUUGGAAAUGUGAAGCCCCCAAGCAUAAUUCAGCUGCUCAGUUCACGGCGUUUGCUUGUGGGUAAUGUAGUUUGUCAUUGUAGCUGAACCCGGAAAGCAAACGAGGGUCUUUACACGAUCACAUGCUGAGCUACGUUUCGAUCAGACCGGAAAAGGCCUGCUGUGACUUUUAGAUGAUGUUCUGAGGGAAACAACCACUUCAGAGUAUUGAACACUAAAAAAAAUGCCUUUGCCUGUGUGUUUUAAAGCCUUACUGUAUUUAAAGACAUCUAAAUGCAGAUAAAAGGAAAUAUUUGAGUGUACAUGAUGCCAAAUUGAGUCUUUAAUGAAGUCGGUUAUUGUAAGAUUGCAGCACGGUUGUUGUUUCAUAUAAAGGCAUUUAAAUGAAUUUAUUUUUAUAACCGUCACCGUUAUUUGGAGAUGUAGCAAGUUUGCAACACAGUGCAACAGUUUUCCUCUUUUUUGUUGUUGUCAAACUGCUCUGUAUGUUUCUCUGUUAUCAGGUUUUAUUUUUUUUUGUUGACUGAUGUUUUAAAGAAGAAAGUCAAUAAAACAAAUUUCAAAUCAUAUAAGAUUCAUUACUGUAAUGUAAAAACUAUUAGAUGUUUUGUUUUAGGGUUCAUUACAAAAUGUUAAGUUACACAACUGCAGAUGUUUUUGCUGUAUAGUUAUUAAAAACUUAACUCCCAA
Molecule: messenger RNA, 4103 nt
Organism: Xiphophorus maculatus (southern platyfish)
Lineage: Eukaryota; Metazoa; Chordata; Actinopteri; Cyprinodontiformes; Poeciliidae
Gene: zdhhc3
Product: zinc finger DHHC-type containing 3
Exons: 7
Coding region: 410-1306 (298 amino acids)
Biological process (GO): protein targeting to membrane; peptidyl-L-cysteine S-palmitoylation
Cellular component (GO): Golgi apparatus; endoplasmic reticulum
Molecular function (GO): protein-cysteine S-palmitoyltransferase activity
Source: RefSeq, a predicted model, not a curated record